GGCAGCAGUUAGAGCCGCCUUCUCAGGGAUUCUCGUGAAAACUUAGCGGACAAAGCUGCAGCUAUUUAUCUGCUUCCUUCAGAAGAAAAUAGAGUGUUUAAAAAUCCACUGAAAAGGAUUUAAGGCAUUUGACCCCUGCACUCCUUUAGCUGCAGAAUCGGCAAUUUUCUUGUGGAGCGCAGGGUUUGGAUGGUGUGUGAAAGAACGUACAGUAACCCGUAUUAAAAGUGGUGCAUUAAAAUGUCUCCAUCUCCCUCAGCACCCCUCGGAUUCGAUUCCAGAAUAGGAAAGUGUAGGUUUAAGAAAAAAAAUGUUGAAUCUUCAAUUUAAAAGGCUGAUUCCUGUGACAAAGUCAGUACGAUUAAAAUUGCCGUUGACUCUCAAACGCCAGAUUUAAAAACAGAUUUAUUUCUAGAGGACCCUGUUCUUUACGAACAAGAUUUAACGGGAUCCGUUUAAUGCCCACCUCUGGUCAAAAAUAUUCAUGGAACAGAAGUGGAUCUAAUUUGAUGUUUGAGAGCAUUCUCGAAGCGAUUAUCGAUAACAGCUUUUCUACACCUCGCAGUUCAUUCCGCAUUGCCUUAUGGACUCCACAGAUUACUAACAUUCAGAAUAUGAAUUAAAGAGCCCAAACCAAUGUGCCUUGUCCCAGUAAAUCUUCUAGCAUUUGUAGCGCGUAGUUUACCAGAUUGAGGAGGGCCGGAUCGGCUCCAUCAAUGUAAGCCCAAAAAGGCAGUACACCACUUACCAUAAAGCUUCUUCGACGAAACGAACAAAGGAAGCGAACGUUAUAUCGCGUUAAAAGGGAAAGCUAUAUGCUCCAGCUAAUUAAACAGCUACCUGGGGAGGAGGGAGCAGGAUUAUGACUGUGCCUGUUAAUUAGACGCCAUUUAACUGUGAUCUCAGGUGAAAUAGCUAAACUGACCCUGAGUAUGGUUCUGCUAUGAGCCCCUGCAGGAGAAGCAACGUUUUGGAUUUUUUUAGAGCAUUUGAAAGCGAAUAAAGAGGAUCAAUACAUCGACACGUUCAUUACAAUGUGUUCUCCUGGUCCCUUGUAAGACAAAACCCUGGGGCUGUGUGUGCGAACACCUUUUAGUGACACUCCGUGCGGCCUUUUUACAUUGUCUCUGAUGGGCAAACAGGGACUUUAGAGCAAUCGGAGUUUGUACUUGCGAUUUGUAUUGUGUUGACUGACUUCUCCGAUAGUUAAUAAAGUUGUAGAUCCUAUCACUCUGCAAUAUCUGGCGAAUGGCACCUUAUAACUUCAUCUUUAAAAGGCCGCAAAAUCCAACAAAUAAUUCCCCAUGUUCUUAGAAGUGUUAUGAACAAUGCCCCGAGAAACGAUUUCAGAAUCCUUUUAGCGCCCAGUAAGCCUCGCUUUUGCUUCCUGCCCGAGAGGGGCCCGAUGUCUCUGGUUGAUUGUAAGAGUUAUGAAGGGGAGUGUUUCCUAAACUUCUGUACCUCAGAAAGAGAGCUGGGUAGCUCAGGUUUGUUUCACUGCAUCGAUAUGGUUACAGUGCGGAGAACCGUGGGAGGAAUUUAAAAAUCAGAGGCCUAGAUGCUUGUUCGCAUUUAGACAAGGCAUUUCCCAGCGCCGCCCUGUACCAUAAACGUCAGACCUUAUCCGGAUUAUGCUUCUUAGCGACUCGGGUUUGGAUUGAACUAGUCCUUCCUAGUGGAGAUUUCUUCCCACCUUGUUGCGCCCUCUAACCUGUUACUAAGGCUUGUGCCUUUUACUUCCCUAAUGCUUUAGUGUCACUGUUAUCCUCCAGCCACUGACUACAAAUCACAUCGGAGUCUUUUUUAAGGGACAAGGCCAUUUUAGCUAUCAGAUAAGCCUUCCUGGAAAACAGACCUGAGGUGUCCUUUUGAUUUUACAUAUGAGGGUGGGAUGGUGUGGGGAUACGGGGGUGAGAGUGGGAGAAAUCUGAAUUGUGGAACUAUGAAUAACUCAGAUAUUUUGACUUUAUGAACAACCAGUGGUCCUGGGGCACCUUGUGAAAUAACUUUAUAGGUGCCGAAAUGAUAGUAAAAUAAGGAUUAGGUUUAAAUGGCGAUACGGUUAGCUAAACGAGCAAGAGGUACAAAACUGGUGUUAAAAUAAAACAUGCACACGAAUGUGAAAGGCAGACUCCAACUGCUGAUUCCAACUGCGCUCUAUUAAUGGUCUCAUUUAUUUUCACGGUUGCCUGUGUUGGCCUUCAGUGUUUUUUUAGCUGGGGUUUAUCAAGCUAAAUUGUUUGUUUAAAGCUUCAUUUAAAAAAAGAAACACUGGAGUUAAGGUUAAUAGGGUUUAAAUCUUCUAAAUCGAGGGCGGUUUCAGUGUCCGCGCUGAUUUGCUAAAACAAAUCAGUAAUGUAUGAAAAUAUUGUGCUUUCCGUAGGAGCUGGUAUGACUUUAACAACAAAAAUCAUCACAGUUGGCUUCUUAACUGGCUUGCUACCUCCCGUUGGCUUCUGUGUUUUCACGGAGGCGUAUGUCAUUUCAGGUUGUUUAGAAUGAGCACCAGUAAUUGCUACCAAAGCGUUUGGGCUCUGAGACGGACUAAUAUUUACUACAGUAUUGUACUAUAAUGGAAAUAGGUAUAACUUGUAUUGCCAGCGAGUUCCGAGGCUUGUUCUAUGAAGGCAAGGCAAACGAGCUAAGUUUCUUGGACAAUCUCCUUACUAUGUGUAGAUAGUUUCAUUUUCCCCCUCGAGCUUCAGUAUGAAUGCAUUUCAAGGCCGGUGGGUUAAAGUUCCCUUGCACGCCCUUUCUGCAUACCCCCACACUCGUUGCUCGCCUUGCAAAAAAAUCAAACAAACAAACCUCAGCAGAUCCAAAAGCAGACCGAAGCUUUGGGGUAAACAGCGACAGAGCGGCCCCCAGCCCUCAGCGUUGGCUCUAAAUGGAACAGAGACUAUUGUGCGUACUUGUUCCCGUGGAAUGGGGUGGGGGGAGAGUUGCUAUUUCAUUUCAUUAGCUCAUCUGGUCUCCAACAGCGUGGAUUGUUGGUUUUGUGUGUGUGGGUCGAGAUGCCCAAGCAGAACGAGUCCCUUCCUGGUGUCACUCGAGGGAGGAAACUGCGGAAGAAAGAACCACAGAAUCCCCUCUCCAAUUUCCCCCCUUCGCGUUCGCCCGGCAGUGGCAGGGAGCGCCCGCUUAGCUGCGUCUAUUUCACCGUUUGUUCUCGAAAGCGUCAAGAGGCUGAGACCAAAUUUCCUCAAACGCUCUGUUCCCCCCGCUCCCGCGUACACACCCACGCGUUCAGUCGCUCGCUCUCUCUGGCCCGGUCCAUGAGGUUUUGGUGCAGCGGGGAUGGAACGUCAGAAAUGACCCUGGGCAACUCACCUCUCAUCCCACUAGCCUUGUGUACAAAAUUAAGGAACCCAGAGGGCUUCACGUGCCUUUCUUUGCCAUUGUUCAAGCCACAGUCAAGCUAGUCACGGAGAGGAGACCGGGAUGCGGACCCCUCAGCUCAGACACAAGCUCACACUCUCUUGCUCUUCGCUCCUGCUUUAACUUGGGAGCCGAGCAAAGUGGGCGUGAAAAGGUAGAAAUGCCUGGUGCGUUUCAGAGAGAAGUGGCUCCCCGGGAGUCUCCCGAUUCCUAACAAUAGCAGAGGGGCAUUGGUAACCUUUGAAGUGUGAGAAUGAGUUGGGGGUCUACACCCUUAUAUGGACCUCCACGGAUUUCCUCUCUUGGAUUUGAAGUGGACUGGCUUUGGUUUGCCGGCUUAUUUUGUAGCUUUCGGGGGUUCCUUUUUUUUCUGCAACGCAAGCUUGAGAGAUGCAGUUCUGUCCGAAGGACUCGGGAAGGGAGUUUGAAAACACACAAAUGGCUCACAAAGUCGCCCACAAACUUUUAUAUUCAACCCAAAGUUUUAUGUGCAAGUUCGCAGAGAGAUUUCCCCUGGGAGCGCUGCUAGAAAGUCCUCGCACCCAAGCCCCGAGAACUACCGGACAUUUGCGCGCAGCCCUGCAGGAAAACAAAGGAGCGCCCUGCAUAGUGCACUAGUUGGGGGGAGCGGGGAAACACACUGCCAAAUGGCAGGGCGAGUCACCCCUCGCUCUCGCACUGUGGAAAUGGGGGAGAUACCGACAGCGCCACCCAGAGAGACGCUCGGUCUGCCCGCCAGCCUGGCGCAUCCCUGAUUCUCCCUCUCCCUCCAGAAUAACAUCAUCUCGUUAUUAAAACACAGCAGCUUUGUGUUAGUGUCAACGAGCCGUGCUCACCCGUCGAGGGUUUUUCGACUGAACCUAACUUCUCGGCCGUCCCAGGCUCUCUCACGUCCCUCGGCGACUUCUUAUACGACUUAGGCAAUAUACCAUCAGUGUACAAUCACUAGGCUAACUUCAUGCAUGUCCUAAGGGCUGAUCUUGGUGGGUCAGUUUGGGGGAAGCUGUUCGGGAUCGGACCCUGAUGUCUUUUCCAAGACCGAGCUGGAACCUCCCCCCAAAGAGCUGUCGCACUUUCCGCGUUACCACGAUGUGUUUCCAGUCCCCAAGAGUAUACAAGUUGGAUCUGUAAAGUCCUCCAGUUCUCCCAGGGCAGGGAUGGAUAUAUUGCCCCUAAAUCACACGACGCCCCAGCCUAGUCGGAGUUGUGCUCCGCCGCUCUCCCGCCAGAAAGGCGAGGCUAGAACGCAGCUAAGUGUAAGCUCCCAGUCCCGCAGGCUCAGAGCUGGCGCUUGUUCUGACACACGCGUUGUGGUUUUUCUCUCCUGCCCUAGGCGCAUGUUUCCCACCUUCCAGGUGAAGAUAUUUGGAAUGGACCCGAUGGCUGAUUACAUGUUGUUAAUGGAUUUUGUACCCGUGGACGACAAAAGAUACCGAUAUGCCUUCCACAGCUCCUCCUGGCUGGUGGCCGGCAAAGCUGACCCUGCUACCCCAGGCAGAGUUCAUUAUCACCCAGACUCUCCAGCUAAAGGGGCCCAAUGGAUGAAACAAAUAGUAUCUUUCGAUAAACUGAAGCUGACCAACAAUUUAUUGGAUGACAAUGGGCACAUCAUUUUGAACUCCAUGCACAGAUACCAACCUCGUUUUCAUGUGGUCUACGUGGACCCCAGAAAAGACAGAGAGAAGUAUGCAGAGGAGAACUUUAAAACCUUUGUGUUCGAGGAGACCCGCUUCACCGCAGUGACCGCCUAUCAGAAUCACAGGAUCACACAACUCAAGAUUGCCAGCAACCCCUUUGCUAAAGGAUUCAGAGACUGUGAUCCAGAAGACUGGCCCAGGAAUCACAGACCAGGGGCCCUUCCUCUCAUGAGUGCUUUUGCCAGGUCCAGGAAUCCAGUAACUUCCCCUGCACAUCAGAACGGAACAGAAAAAGGUGAGCUUCCUUCAUCUUUCCAGACUUACCUGCACUUUCCAUUUACAUAGAAACACAAACAUCCUGAAUAUUUUCUUACUGGUGUUACCAGUAAUUAAUCAAAAUCAAGGGGCUGAAACAUUUCAUUUAUCUUUUGCCAUUUAUACUGGGGUGUUGUUUGGGUAGUUUUGGCUGUUGUUUAUUUCCACCAAUAGGGGCUCUAAAAUAGCACAGGUUAAUUUGUAUUGUUGUUUACAGUCAGUUUCAUUUUGAUUUUUUCUUGCAGAAGUCAGAAAAGGAAUGCUUAAAUUCAAAUUAUUUUGACACAUAAAAACAUUGCUACUAAUAACUGGAUUAUAUAUUUUCCCCCAAAGUGUUAUCUUUUUCUUUUAAAACAAAACAUGCAUUUUGGGACUCAUCUAGUCUUCGAAAGUAUUUCUUAAACACCAGUCACUGUAGUAACU
Messenger RNA from Pelodiscus sinensis (Chinese soft-shelled turtle), 5753 nucleotides. The record is from RefSeq and is a predicted model, not a curated record. NCBI's taxonomy places the organism in Eukaryota, Metazoa, Chordata, Testudines, Trionychidae.